Hyphopichia burtonii NRRL Y-1933 is the source of this 2457-nucleotide messenger RNA. RefSeq names its product Fgr34p (gene FGR34). The record is from RefSeq and is a predicted model, not a curated record. Lineage: Eukaryota; Fungi; Ascomycota; Pichiomycetes; Serinales; Debaryomycetaceae. The coding region runs from base 1 to 2457 and encodes 818 amino acids. The transcript has a single exon.
AUGAAUACUCCGUUCAGACUCAGUAUCAGAGUCCUUGAUAAAGGUGACAUUAAACCAAGGCAUAUACCGGAUCGCGAUUCAUUUCGAAUAAGAGUCACUCUUAGUCAUACGGUCCGAGAUUUAAAGGAACGUCUUCAAUUCCAUUACGAUACCGGAUUAGAUGGUAUUAUCAUAGAAAGAAACAACCAGAUUCUAGAGGAAGACGACGAGACCUUUAGCGAAGUUCUAGGGACUACAGAAGUUCCUCAAAAUGAUGAACCUGGUUGGACAAUAUUUGCCAGUAAGUCGAUCUUACCUAGAGAAAAUAAACCAUUGUAUCCAGAUAUCCAAUUCAAAGUUCGUGUUACUUUUAAGCAGGAGGAUUAUAAUGUCGAACCGUUUGAAGUUUCAAGUACUCUAGUUGACAUGUAUAUGUUUUUAAAAUCUAGAAUUGCAGCAUGUUUAAAUGAGAUGGAGAAUCAAACUUUUCAAGCAUAUUUGAAGAAAGAAGAAGGCAAAAUGGAAAUAACUCCCGAAUACUUCUUGAUACUGGAUGUGAUUGAUCUUGACCUUAUACCUCGUGUGACUCCUGUUUUGAUAAUUGAAAAAAGCACUGACGAACAACUAAGAGCCACUGCUAAUCUGCUGGCUGAAAAUGAGAGAACCGGUCUAGAUCCAGGCCCAUCAACUAAUCGAUUUUUUAUUAGAGUCCAAUCUUCCAUUCCCAGUCUACAAGAAGGUAAUAAUUUGUUUGAGGUUAAUGGUUAUACAACAGUUGAAGAAUUUAAACAACAAGUCAUUGAAAGAAAUGAUUAUACAUCUGUAAGUCGAACAUUUUUUGACCAGGUUCGUUUAUAUAUUGACUCUUUUGGAUUGAUAGAGGAUACUUCUAAUAAUGUACCUUUGUCAUAUUUUUUGAUUGGAGAUGAAGAUGGAACUGGUGAAAUAUAUGACGUGAAUGUUGAAAUACUUGAUUUACGUGGUAUUGGUGGGUUUUUCACUCGUGAAUUCUGGAGAGACUUGAGGUCUCCUAAUAGGUUUUUGUUUCUACCCCGUAAUAAUAAUAGAUCAUUGAAUAUCGAUGAAACAGUUACUGAGACACAAGAACAGAUAGAAGAGGUACAAGAAGAACAAGAAGAACAGGAAGAACAAGAAGAACAGGAAGAGCAAGAAGAACAAGAAGAACAAGUAGAGCAACGUGGAUCUCCAACAAUUACUUACCAAGAGCCAAUCCGUUAUGAGGAGUUCCAGCCAACCAAAAAGUACACUAUUACAUAUGGGCCCCAAGAAAGUCAGAUGAGUUUCGAUACAAGUGAAUUAAUAGUUGUUCCCGAGACCGAUUGCAACCCACCGUACAUGUUGUUGAGCCCUAGUGCCAUGAAUAGACUAGAUCUGAAAAUCAGAGGAGAAGACGGGUCCAAAAUUAUAGAGAAGGUGAAGGUUGUGCAUGAAUCUACAGGGCCAUCAGCACCACAAUCAGUGCCUCCACCUACAAGAACGAUACCAAUUGUGGAUACUGGGGAUGUUGAAGAAAGCACAUUAAGAAGACGCCGUGGACAAGAAGAAGGAGAAGCUCAUCCUCAGCAUCAAGGAGCCCAAGAAGAAGAUGCAGUGAUGCCCCCACCAAGAUACCCAGGGACCACUCUUUUAAGUCGAGUUUCUCGAGCAUUAUAUGGGAACGCAUAUACUCUUUUCACCAACUUUCUAAAUGGAUUGGUGAUUGGGAUAUUUCUUCAAGUAUCAUUAAACAUCUCGCCCAGAACCGUGCAAAUAGUAUCCGGAAUCAUACAUCUCAGUAUGAUGAUUUGUUUAGCGAUAAGCCGGGGUGACACUUACGGAGAACAGUUACAAGAGCUUACCAGAGGAUUACCAAGAACCACUUUAAUCCGCAGUAUCAAUAUCUUUGGGCAGAUAUUGAAGGAUGUUCAUUAUUGGUUUUAUGACAAGUUCAGUGAUAUUGAAGAUCGAUUGUUUCAAUUUGCCAUUGAUGCCCGUAUUGACCAAUGGGAAUACUUGGUUGAAAUGAGAUUGGGAAAUGAUAAAGUUGAGUUUUUCUCCAAAUGGUACUUUGUUAACUUGAGGUGUGAUUUCCUAAUGUGGAUCAUAAGCUUCAUUCCAUUCUUAACGGAUGAUGCAUUGGAGGAAUUGAAACUAUGGAAAGAAGAAGAAUUUGAAAGAUUAAGAGAAUCCUUGGUGCAAAAACAUCAAGAUUGCAUACUGGCCUUACAAGAAUACCGAACCGAUAUCGAUAAGUUGAAAUCAGAUUCCAUCAUCAGAAUCGAAGACUCUCGCUUAUCAUGCCAAGAGGUGCUUGACGUGAUCAUCGGGGAGCAAUUCACUGAAGCCUUCCCUCACGAGGAGACCAGAGAUGCAAAAUACGAAAAAAUGGUGGAUGCCUACGUGAAGAUUGAAAACUACCGCAAGACAAUAUGUCAAGAACAUCAAAAGUGUCGUUGGCAACUUGAAAGCGUGGUCUAA